Messenger RNA from Histoplasma mississippiense, 1164 nucleotides. RefSeq lists its product as hypothetical. The record is from RefSeq and is a predicted model, not a curated record. The transcript has 5 exons. Bases 1 to 1164 code for a protein of 387 amino acids. Gene Ontology annotation, molecular function: manganese ion binding; metalloaminopeptidase activity. Lineage: Eukaryota; Fungi; Ascomycota; Eurotiomycetes; Onygenales; Ajellomycetaceae.
AUGGAUCAGUACCGUUCCGUAUCGAUUGUUCUUCCCCACAGCCAGAGACGCAACUUCUUCUACCUCUCAGGAUGUCCUCUCCCUGAUUCUUAUCUCACAUAUAACAUCGAAGAGGACCACCUAACCCUUUUCAUUCCUCCUAUUGACGAAGAUUCCGUCAUCUGGUCGGGGCUACCGCUUUCGCCCGAUGAGGCAUUGGAGAUGUACGAUGUAGAUGCCGUCCUUUUGACCACAGAUGUCAAUACUAGUUUGGCACAUUUCUGCUCAGUGAAGAAGGGUAAAAAGGUAUUCGCAAUAGCUGACCAAGUUUCUCCGCACAUAACUUUUUUGCCGUUCCUAGAGACAGACUUUGAUGUUUUGAAACGAGCUGCUGAGGAGUCUCGUGUUGUUAAAGACACUUAUGAAAUUGCUCUUCUCCGUCGCGCGAAUGAGAUAUCUACCAAAGCACAUAUAGCGGUUAUCAAGGCGGCCAGAUCUGCCGCGAACGAGCGAGAAUUGGAGGCCAUUUUCAUCGCGACUUGCAUGUCUUACGGUUGUCGAGAGCAGUCAUACCAUCCAAUCUUUGCUAGUGGAACAAACGCUGCGACAUUGCACUACCAAAAGAACAACAAAGAUUUAGUGGACAAAACUACUGGAGAGAAGAGGUUGAACAUGUUAGUUGAUGCCGGUGGAGAGUACCGGACCUACUGCGCAGAUAUCACGAGGGUGGUCCCGCUCUCGGGAAUGUUUUCUGCGGAAUCCCGACAGAUAUACGAUAUUGUGCUGGAUAUGCAGAUGACGUCAUUGGCAAUGAUUAGAGCGGGCGUAAUGUGGGAAGAUGUACACUCGAACUCUCACCGUGUCGCCAUCCCGCGGACUGCUCAAACUUGCGUUGCCUUUUUCCCUCACGGCGUAGGACAUUACCUUGGUAUGGACACCCACGAUACUGGAGGCAAUCCAAACUACGAGGAUGAAAACCCAAAGUUUAAAUAUUUGCGCUUGAGGGGCAUUUUAGCAUGCGGUGCCGUUGUGACAGUUGAACCAGGUAUCUACUUUUGCCGUUUUAUCAUCGAUCCCUAUCUCGCUUCUCCAGAAUUGGGAAAGUAUAUAGAUACCAACGUACUCGAACGAUACUGGAAUGGUACUAUACAACAAUUUGAAAUCCCAACCUUCGAAUUUUCAUGA